Messenger RNA from Taeniopygia guttata (zebra finch), 1132 nucleotides. Lineage: Eukaryota; Metazoa; Chordata; Aves; Passeriformes; Estrildidae. The record is from RefSeq and is a predicted model, not a curated record.
AGUUGGGAUUUUUUCUAUCCCCUGGUAACCCUGGCUUCAGUGAACUUUCUGAGUGGCCACUUUCUUAUUUAAGCCAGAGCUUAAGCAGGGCAUGGCACAGACGGUGACACUGGGCACCUCCCCAGAGGGGCCUCGUCCCUCCUACAUGUACAAGGUGGUCCUGCUGGGCAGCAUGUCCGUGGGCAAGUCAAGCCUGGCCUACAGAUACGUGAAGAGCGACUUCAGGGAGCUGCUGCCAACUGUGGGAUGCUCCUUCUUCACGCAGAUACUCAACCUGGAGGAGGCCACUGUCAAGUUUGAGAUCUGGGACACAGCUGGCCAGGAGAAGUACCAGAGUGUCUGUCACCUCUACUACCGGGAUGCCCACGCUGCCCUCCUCGUUUAUGACAUUGCUAACAAGCAAACAUUCAGCAGAGCAAAGCUGUGGCUGGAGGAGCUGGAGAAGAAAUUCCUUCCUGAUGAAAUUGUGAUUGCUCUGGUGGGCAACAAGACUGACCUUGCUGCUGAGCGAGAGGUCACCACUGAGGAGGGGGAAGACUUUGCACGAACAAAAGGCCUCCUGUUCAUGGAGACGUCUGCGAAAUCCAACCACCAAGUAAAUGAUCUUUUCAUGGCCAUAGUCCAGGAGCUCCUGAGGAGGGAAAAAGAGAAGGCAUCCAAGCCAUCCCCACAUGGGAAGGUGACUGUGGACCUGAGGGCAAGCAGCACGAGCACGGGGUGCUGCCGGAGCUGAGGAUGUGGCACUCUGCACUCAGCAGGGCUGGAGCCCACCUCCUUCGGGGACAGUGACAAAGCAGGGGUGCUCAGAGCUGCAGGGACAGCUCAGCCUGGCCACCCUCCCUCUCACAGCCCGUUCAGAGCCCAUCCUGGGUACACGGGGCCUCUUCACCCCUUUAGCUCCAUCUUUAGCUGGGAGAUAAAGCACAGGGAUUUCUUCCUCCAGUCUUCCAUUUCCAGAGAAAAGCACAAGCUGCCAGGAGCACUGCCACCAACCCUGACUGGUGACGUGCCCCCACCCCCAGCUGUCACCUCCUCCAUCUCCCUUUCUCUCUGAAAAGGGAGGGUUUAAUUUCCCAAAGCAAAGAUCCCGGUGGUUUUACACCCAGGCUGCAAAUAAAGAGAAUAUUGCCCU